Molecule: messenger RNA, 985 nt
Organism: Ictalurus furcatus (blue catfish)
Lineage: Eukaryota; Metazoa; Chordata; Actinopteri; Siluriformes; Ictaluridae
Product: dynein axonemal heavy chain 6-like
Exons: 2
Coding region: 142-540 (132 amino acids)
Biological process (GO): microtubule-based movement
Cellular component (GO): dynein complex
Molecular function (GO): ATP binding; dynein intermediate chain binding; minus-end-directed microtubule motor activity
Source: RefSeq, a predicted model, not a curated record
AAGAAGAGCUUCGUGUAUGCCUUUCUUCAAUUCCUGCCAGGAUAUCAGCUUUGUGUUCAUCUAAACAGGCCCAGGUUUCACACUGACGGUAUUCUGUCGGACCUCUUUCCUGGCGUGGGCGUCCCCGAGCAUGACUACGGCAUGCUUCAGUCGAACAUCGAGGCAGCUCUAUGCUCCCGCUCCCUGCAGCCUGUCUCCAGCCUGACCACCAAGGUGAUCCAGCUGUACGAGACCAUGCUGGUGCACCAGGGUGUCUUGCUGGUGGGCCCUACAAGAGGCGGUAAAACCACAGCGUACCGUGCCCUCGCUGACGCACUGCGCACCCUCCACGAGACAGAGGGCUGCGAGGUGAAUCUCUUAUACAAGCCCAUCGAGACCGACGUGCUCAACCCGCAGUCAGUGAGCAUGGAUGAGCUGUAUGGUGAAGACGACCCUCUCACACGGGAGUGGAGUACCAUCAAACCGUCUCUCGGCAGUGACAUCGCCGACACGCACAAGUGGGUGGUGAGUGACGUACCUGUGGACGUGCCUGUGGAUUGAGAAAAUUACCUCCGUGUUGGACAACAACAAGACGCUCUGUCUGGCUAACGGUGAAAGGAUCAAGCUCACACCUUCUACACACAUGUUAUUCGAGGUGUUACCCAUCAGACACAGGUAGCAUCGGUCCUAAAAACCAUCACAAACAAGCACAAGCAUGUCAUUUCCAAGAAGAUUUUUUUUUUACAUUAAACGCGUUCCUGAUGGAAAGGUCACACACAAACGUAUCUUUAAGACUUCACUCUUUCACAUGCCUAUAACGAGCGAUAAACGCAUUCGAAGCAUGUUAUAAAGCCUCCGUAAUUCAUUACGCAUAGUAUUUAAAUAAAUAUUAUUAUAAUAACAUGCACUACACUACAUUAUGCAUUAUGAAUUCUUAACGUAUUGUUAACACGUCUUUACUGUGAGCGGGAUGAUGACCAGACGGAGGCAGGCUCCCAGGUACUCA